Molecule: messenger RNA, 1407 nt
Organism: Symbiodinium sp. CCMP2592
Lineage: Eukaryota; Dinophyceae; Suessiales; Symbiodiniaceae
Source: the annotation of a GenBank genome assembly
AUGGGCUCUGCAGCCAGCGUUGAGGGUGCUGAAAGCAGCGGGGACGAGGUGACGGUGGACAGUGCGGGACUGGUUCCCCAAGUGGUGCUUCUUGGCGUGCAGGCCCGGAUCAACGCCUUGGAACUGGAAUGCAUCGUCCCGGUGGAAGCCCUCGCCCCUUUGAAGUCGCAGCUGUCGGAUGCCUUGGCCGCAUGCCCAGCUGGCUGCGAGAUCUGCGCGGAGGCUGGUGAGGCUGUGCGGCGCGUGGCGGAGCUUUGCAUCGCGCUGGCUGCCGAGGCAGGGCUCACCUCCGUCGGGGUGGCCGAGCUGCUCGCCGAGGGCCUUAGCGCCGCUGCGAGCCUUCUGUCCGGGUCUGGCUUUGGAGCCGAGGUGAUGGCUGUUCUCGAGCCGUUGGGGGCGGCACUGGACGGCUUCGUGGUGCAGAUCCUGGCCAACCUGUGGCGCCUGGAGGGGCCUGUGCAGCCAGAGUGGAGCAUGGAGCGCUUCGCAAAGCCGGGCAUCCUCUGCUUCGCCGACACCACGCAGCCCUUCUGCAAGCACGCCCUGGAUCUGAGGCUCUACCAGGCCCUCCAGGCGGUGUGCAUCUGGAUUUUGGCCCUCUUGCUCCGUGCAAUCGGGCACAGCCCUGGGGCCUCGAAUCUCUGGGAGUUCUGCAAUGCAGACGCCCUGUGUGCCACCAUCCUCGUGAAGGGGGCCUUGAGCUUCCAGCGUGGCCGACGCGAGACCUCCUGCGUGAGGGUGCCGCAUGACUUGGCGCAGCUGCAGAAGGCGAUCCUCUCCAGCGCUCUGGGCCUCAGCCACCCGAGCCUCGUCUUUGACGGCGAUUCCUGCGACCGGGGCGACGUUGGCAUCGAAGAACGCCAGGAGCAGCUGCUCAGCCAUUGCGCUCUGCUGGCAGCCGUGGCCUCUGAGAAUGAGCUCCUGGAUUCUUUGCUAUCUUAUGCCUGGGCAGAGGCAGCGGACCUGGUGCCUGUGCUGGCUGCACAUCUGGCAGUAAUGGCGAGCUCGACACAGCUCCCGCUUCCCCAUCUUGAAGAUGCUGCCACCAACUACAUGCGGCACCUGAAGCUCCGGUCCCUGAUUAUUUGGGACAUACUUCUCCUCGAGACCUUGCCCGGACGCGGCUUCCUCCGUGACUGCGCGCAGCUCGCCUUCCACGUGGCUCCCAGUCCUGAAGCGGCCAGGUCUUUGGUCUCUCGAAGUAAAGGCGAAGACGCCCUGGCCGUGGCCUUCUCCUGCGCCCUGCUGGCAAACGCAGGCCUCGCGCCGAACGAGACGGCCGAGACGGCCGAGCUCCUCAGCAAACUCUCCGCGGCGAUGCGGGGACAGGCGAAGGCUCAGCUGGAGGUCACCAGUUUCUGGAGAAAGGAGAAGGCCAGGCGGGCACUGCUACCAUCCACCAUCUGA